AUGGCCGCCAACGACAACGCCGUUGCGCAGUCGAUCAUCGACCGCCUCGUGCCCGCGACCCCGCGCUUCGUCUUUGAGAGUCUGCGCACCGAUCCAAUGCUGCGGCUUCUCCUGUGCGGCUACGUUACCUGCGUCGUGAUUCUUCUCGUCCCCUUGGUUCUCAUCCCAUUGUGUAUCUGCCUCAAGGUGGAUGGCCUUAUUCUCGCGCCGUGGCGAAUUGCCUUGGCGCCGCUAUGGGUCCUCGAGCUUCUCUGCAUCAUGAUCGCCGUCGCGGGGCUGUUUAUCGAAGACUCGGACGCCCAAGCCGCCGACGCCAGCGCAGUAAUAGAAGAGGCAGAUGCAUCUCUCGAAGAAGGCGCUAACAAGAGUCCACCGACCUACGGCGCCACCGACGAGGCCGUCGACGCGGCACCCAAGGCACUGGAUGACGUCGCUGACGCACCACUGCCAGCGAACACCAGUCCCAAGAUGAUGUUGUCUACGCGCGACUUUGCUGGCGGCGUCGGUACCUGCGUCGCACAUUUCCUCGUGGCUCUGCGCAUGGACCAUGUCUUCGAGUGCGCAUGGAUCUGGUUGUUUCUCGCGUUCAUCGUUUCGGAUGCGGUUGGCGGCCCCGAUAUCGGUAGCACGGGGCUCCUUAUCCAGUACUGUGUGAUUUUCCUCAAGCUCGACAACACGAUCUCUUGGAGCUGGGCCGUCAUCUUGAUCCCGACGUGGAUCCUCCUCGGUGUCGUCGUCGUUCUACUGGUGCGCGUACGCAGUGAUUUGCGAUACUCAACGCCCUUGUAG
Saprolegnia parasitica CBS 223.65 is the source of this 789-nucleotide messenger RNA. RefSeq lists its product as hypothetical. The transcript is spliced from 3 exons. The coding region runs from base 1 to 789 and encodes 262 amino acids. The record is from RefSeq and is a predicted model, not a curated record. NCBI's taxonomy places the organism in Eukaryota, Oomycota, Saprolegniomycetes, Saprolegniales, Saprolegniaceae.